Molecule: messenger RNA, 1013 nt
Organism: Cynara cardunculus var. scolymus (artichoke)
Lineage: Eukaryota; Viridiplantae; Streptophyta; Magnoliopsida; Asterales; Asteraceae
Product: adrenodoxin-like protein 1, mitochondrial
Exons: 8
Coding region: 170-709 (179 amino acids)
Biological process (GO): P450-containing electron transport chain
Cellular component (GO): mitochondrion
Molecular function (GO): 2 iron, 2 sulfur cluster binding
Source: RefSeq, a predicted model, not a curated record
GAAAAACUAAAUUAUCCCCACCAUUUGUGAAGUAUCGCCUCCUUCGUCACGUCCUCGUCUUCUUCCAUCGUCUUCUUCAACAUCGGCUCAAUCGUCUUCUUCCACCGGCCUCCAUCGCCUCCCAUCGCCUCCUCUCAUCUGCAAUCGAUUGUGUGGUUCUUCCAUUAUUAUGUUCAUUUCUAAAUUUUCGAGACUCGGAGCUCAGGCAUACAAGGGAUUAUCAAAAGCCCCACUUACAAUUCCAUCAAAAAAGUCAAAUUUCCCUAUAGUGAAUGACUAUCUGGAGCCCUUGAGUCAUAAGUUGUUCUGUACUACAUCCCCUGGCAAUUCACAAGGAGAGAAUGAAGAAAACCAAAAAAUCUCAGUGACAUUCUUUGACAAAGAUGGAGAGCAGGAGAUCAAGGUUCCGAUUGGAAUGUCAAUGUUGGAAGCUGCCCAUGAGAAUGACAUAGAGCUUGAAGGAGCAUGUGAAGGGUCACUUGCUUGUUCCACCUGUCAUGUGAUUGUGAUGGAUGUGGAACAGUACAACAAGCUCGAGGACCCUACGGACGAAGAGAACGAUAUGCUAGAUCUUGCUUUUGGGCUGACCGAAACGUCUCGGCUUGGUUGUCAAGUAAUUGCAAAACCUGAACUUGAUGGGCUUCGUCUCGCCCUCCCUGCCGCUACUCGAAAUUUUGCUGUUGAUGGAUACAAACCAAAACCACACUAGAGGAAGGUUUUUGCCCGGGGAACCAUUUUUGCAGCAUUAUUUGCAUUCAACUGGAUCUUAUAUGUGUGUGUAUAUAUAUAUAUAUACACACACUAGGUUCGAACCUGUGUAUUACAUGGGGUAUUUUAAAUGAGCAAAAUGAGUUGAGACUUUUACUCAGGUCUAAAAGAAAACUUUGAACAUUAACUCUGAAACACAAGAAUUCAGAAUUAUAUUGUUAGGCUGAAAAAUAACUCUUGACUUAACUCUGAAUAAGAGGAAUUUAGAGUUGUUUAUAAGUCUAGAAAGUAUCUAUAAGCAUAAU